AACUUUCAAUCUUUCCUCGAAUUACACGAUUUGUUUAUUAGCACUUGCGUUGUAAAACUGUAAAAUUAUUCGUCAAUUAUUUAUCAAUUUAUUGAUUCUCGCUAAUCCAACUUUACGGAUAUGAUAAUUAGCAACAUUUUUUAAAUUUUAUUGUUGUGUCCGACAGUUGACAUUGUCUAAUAUAAAUGUAAUUUCAAAUUUUAAUUUUUUUCGUGAUUUCGUUUCUAUUAUGAACAAAUCUGUUCAUAAUGGAUUCGGCUAUAAAUCCCGAAGAGCUAAGUGCGCUUUCAAGUACAUCGGACUUUAGUACUUUAAGCGAAACAACCGAAAAUUUAUCUGCAUCAUCACAAAUCACGCUUAUUUCUACGGAAGGGAGUGCUGCUAUUGCAGAAGAUCUUAGAGAGGAAAUUAGUGAAAAUAUUAUCCAGAAACCUGCCCAAAUGAAACUCGUAACCGAAUAUAGUUUCGGCCAACAGUUGCGUAUGCAAGCCCAACAAAUGGCAAAGUAUUUACGAAAUCGUACCGGAAAUGAUGCUAGCGGUGAAUUAACACAAGAUCCAGAGUGUUCUGAUGAUCAUUCAACAAAGAACACUGAUGAUCUUUUACCGAAAAGUAAAAGUACGAUUCUGGAACAAAAUGAAACGACAGAUUGUUCGGAAACGAUUGAAUCUGGUGAUUUGGACAAUGAGCAAACCAGAGAGUUACUCAAACACUAUCUGGAGAAUUCCGACUCGGUUGAUGCGCUUAAAAUUUACAAGCUGGAACCUUUGAAUUACCUUAAACAAAUAGUCACGCACAUAAUGGAAGUCUUCAAUUUUAUGGUCUUGAUCUGCUCGAGCAAACAGUUCUGGAACACUGCGUUGGUUAUUGCGAAUAUUUUAGCGGCCGUAUUCUUUUAUUUGGUACUGGCUGUUUCGACAAUUAUCGUUACACUAAUUUUAAAUGUGCAUGAUGCCCUGGAAGCAAACGAAGACGACAGGGAUAAGAAUGCGAAAAAAGAAGAAAUGCAAAUGCAGAAACUUCCUCCCAAUAUUGAUGAAUUGAGUCUUUAAUCAAAUGAAUAUCAAAAUUAUUUAUUCCGGCAAAUACUCUAAAUUAAUAGUUGAUAUUAUACGAUGUCAGUAAAAGAAGAAUUUGGAAAAACAUGUUUUUUAAUAUUCUUGUAAUGACACUAAUAAAAACGCAUUAAAAUA
This is a messenger RNA of Dalotia coriaria, 1193 nucleotides long. RefSeq lists its product as uncharacterized. The transcript has 3 exons. Bases 249 to 1052 code for a protein of 267 amino acids. Lineage: Eukaryota; Metazoa; Arthropoda; Insecta; Coleoptera; Staphylinidae. The record is from RefSeq and is a predicted model, not a curated record.